This is a messenger RNA of Apaloderma vittatum (bar-tailed trogon), 1440 nucleotides long. It is a transcript of the gene CNGB3, whose product is annotated as cyclic nucleotide gated channel beta 3. The transcript has 11 exons. The record is from RefSeq and is a predicted model, not a curated record. NCBI's taxonomy places the organism in Eukaryota, Metazoa, Chordata, Aves, Trogoniformes, Trogonidae. The annotation marks the transcript as partial. Gene Ontology annotation, molecular function: protein-containing complex binding; intracellularly cGMP-activated cation channel activity; cGMP binding. Gene Ontology annotation, cellular component: photoreceptor outer segment; intracellular cyclic nucleotide activated cation channel complex; plasma membrane. Gene Ontology annotation, biological process: monoatomic cation transmembrane transport.
CUCGAUGUGAUAUCAGUAUUGCCAUUUGACGUUUUAUACUUCUUCUUUGGAUUUAACCCAGCAUUUAGAGCAAAUAGGAUGCUAAAGCAUAACACAUUCUUUGAGUUCAAUGAUCGCUUGGAAGCUAUUAUGGACAAAGCAUACAUCUACAGGGUCAUUCGAACAACUGGAUACUUGCUGUUUAUCUUGCACGUUAAUGCAUGCCUGUAUUAUUGGGCUUCGGACUAUGAAGGACUUGGCAGCACUAAAUGGGUGUAUGAUGGCGACGGAAACAUGUAUCUGAGGUGUUACUACUGGGCGGUUCGUACUUUAAUCACCAUCGGGGGCCUUCCAGAACCAGUAACUCUGUUUGAGAUAGUUUUUCAACUUCUGAAUUAUUUCUUGGGUGUCUUUGUCUUCUCCAGCUUAAUUGGCCAGAUGAGAGAUGUAAUUGGAGCAGCUACAGCAGGACAGAACUACUACCGGUCUUGCAUGGACAACACUGUCUCCUAUAUGAACACCUAUUCUAUUCCAAGACUUGUCCAAAAUCGUGUUCGAACCUGGUAUGAAUACACAUGGGACUCUCAGGGAAUGCUGGAUGAAUCAGAAUUACUGGAGCAGAUGCCAGUCAAAAUGCGAUUAGCCAUUGCAAUUGAUGUGAAUUUUGCCAUUGUCAAUAAAGUUGACUUAUUCAAAGGGUGUGAUACCCAGAUGAUAUAUGACAUGCUACUAAGGUUGAAAUCCAUCGUGUAUUUACCCGGUGACUUUGUCUGCAAAAAGGGAGAGAUUGGCAGAGAGAUGUACAUCAUCAAACAGGGUGAAGUUCAAGUUCUUGGAGGCCCUGAUGGUACAAAAGUCCUGGUUACACUGAGAGCAGGAGCUGUAUUUGGGGAGAUCAGCCUAUUAGCUGCAGGUGGAGGAAAUCGAAGGACUGCCAAUGUGGUGGCUCAUGGUUUCGCCAAUCUUUUCAUUCUGGACAAGAAAACACUCAAUGAAAUCUUGGUGCACUAUCCCGACUCAGAAAAACUUCUCAUGAAGAAAGCAAAGGUGCUGCUGAAAGAGAAGGGGAAACCUCCUCCAGGGCCACCAGUGCAACAACCCCGGGGCUUGGCCAGUCUUUUUGGAACGAAACAGGAAACACCCAAAUUGUUCAAAGCAAUGCUUGGAGGAAAAGGGAAGGAGGGUCUUGCUCGGCUGCUGCAGCUGAAGAAACAGCAAGACACUCAGGAAUCUCUUGCUAAAGCAGAGAACAAGCCCGAACAAGAGGAAAAGAAACCUGUGGAGCCCGCGGCCUCAUCUGCGCCACCAGCACAAAAGGAAGAGCCGAACAAAGACACUAAGCCUAAACCGGCAGUUAUGCAGAGAGCAACCUCUAAGGAGUCUCUGAUCAUUAGUAUGUCUCCAUCCCCUAAAGCAGGAGAAGGAGAGAUCCUUACAGUUGAAGUUAAAGAGAAGAAAUAA